Mollisia scopiformis is the source of this 2215-nucleotide messenger RNA. RefSeq lists its product as uncharacterized. The annotation marks the transcript as partial. Gene Ontology annotation, molecular function: transcription coregulator activity. The record is from RefSeq and is a predicted model, not a curated record. Gene Ontology annotation, cellular component: core mediator complex; mediator complex. Gene Ontology annotation, biological process: regulation of transcription by RNA polymerase II. The transcript has 3 exons. NCBI's taxonomy places the organism in Eukaryota, Fungi, Ascomycota, Leotiomycetes, Helotiales, Mollisiaceae.
CUAUCUGCGGCCCAUGACGAAAUAUCUACGACGGGGAAUCGAAGGCUGCGGAAAGUUGCGACGACCGAGCAAUUGAGAGAUACGGUAGCUGGGAAUAGAACUGAGGAGGAAGAAGGAGUUGGAAGUCGUCGAAGGCAAGGAGCAUUUGAAGCUCGGUGGAGGUUCGACUUCUAUCACUACGCUCCUCACGCAACAUCAAACGGUGAAUGGAUAUCGCGCGACAUUCUGUGAACAAGAGGCCCGACUUGACAUAUUUCACCGAGAUCUUGCGACAACCUCGCCGCAAACACCAGGACUACACAGUCCUCCGGUCAAUUAGAAAAACCAUAUGAUGGACUCCACUCUGAACGACAUUCCUGUGUCCUUGAGAUCAUGGCCCUCAAUCGCCAACGAUUCAAAUGCGCUUCCCACCCUCAUCCAGCGUAUUAACAUCGAGCGUGGGGGAUUCUUGAAUAUCACAGAGGAGAGUCUACGCCAGGAGAUCGCAGAUGAAGAACUUAAUGGACAAGAUGAGGAAGAUAGCUCAAGCUCCGACGAAGAGGAUGAGCCAGAUAAGUUGAAGGCGCUCAUGGCAGCUCGAGAAGAGCUUCUGAAAGAGAUUGAACAAGCACAUCAAUCCUCUCUCUUCGCUCUGGACUUCAUAUCCCUCCUCCUCACGAAAGAUGCCCCGAUCCAAGCUAUGUACACAAUGUCACCUUACCUCCAAGAGAUGAUCCCACCGAAAACAUUAGGUGCAGAUAAGUUGGCAGCUACAAAGCUUACGGAAGCACAAAAGGCAGACAAUAAGCAGAUUGCGAAAGGUUGGAAGGCACAGAGUCUUGAUAAUGCUGUCGAUUCGAUUCUAGCAUCUGCUACCCGACUUGAGAAGGAGAUUGAACAUGAGACGAAGUACUGGGAGCAGGUUCUAGCAGUUAGUGACAAUGGCUGGGCUGUUUGCAGGCUGCCGAAUGAGAAGCACACUUUGGGAGUUAGAUAUGGAUUUUCAGAAGCCUCGCCAGCCUUCAAGAAUCGAAGUCUAGCUGUUCUUCGGCGAAACGCAGACGGCUCAAUUUCAUUAGACCAAGGAAUAGCAGAAACCGAGCCCAAAACUUUGAGGGUUCGGAUACAGGUCGACGGAGAAUACACUGGCAUAUCCACUAUUCCCAAGGCUGUCCCAGAAGACGCCCCGAUCGAGAGCCUCAUCCUGCAAGCCCGCAAUACAGUAUUCGCUGAAGAACUCUGGCAAGAGCUCAAUCGUGAAGCUCGUAGUCUCGCCCCUAUCCAAGCCAAGGAUGAUACAUUGAUCUACCAACUCUCCAAAACAAAGACUAUCGUUCUAGACCUCGUAUCUCUGAACGAAUCUCGAAUUACUUCUACGAAUGACACUGACAAGUCCAUUGCGGAAGGCCUCUACCUGGCCCUCAAUCUCCUGCUUAGCUACUCUCACCGGCAAAAUUAUCGCCGCAGAACUCAACCUCGCAAGCCUAUCUCCCCACAAAAAGAACCCCCGCCUCCCAUUCUUCUUCUUCGAGGCGUGUUGACUCGUCUUGCUUACCAAGAAAGCAUCACUGCCCUGCACUCCUUAUUGGGGCCUCUUUGCUCGGUUCUGAAAGAUGCUUCAAUAACUCCACCUUCGAGCUAUACUUUGAUACCAAAUGUUGGGAAACCACCAAGUAUCCUCACCAAUGCAGAAAAGACAAUCAUGUCGUUGAUUAGCCAGCUUGAGGCCAAAGUCACACUCAGUAUCACCGCAAACACAACAAUAAAUAUUACACUCAACACGUACCUCAACCCAACAAACAGCCUUUUCCACGUCUCGCUCGCCAACCCAGAUGAUCCGCUACAUCUCACAUGUCCACCAUAUACACCCUACUCAUCCUUCGAAGCCCUACGCGACUACAUCUUCCAAGCAACAGCCUGCGCUCUAGCCUCGACCCUCAUCCCUUCACUAAUACCCGUCUCAAACGUCCACUCACCUCCCGCAAACGGAACCACGAAACAAAAAGAAGAAAAAGACUGGGUCCAAACUGCCCAACCCUCCCUCCUAACGAAUCCAAACACCCAAAAACAACUCUCGAUCUCCGUCCGCGCCAGAGAAGCAAACCGAGGAUCUAUAUAUUUUGGCAAGUCGGGUAUCUCGCUCGAUGUAGCAUGGGACAUCAUCCGUGAUGGGAACGAGAGAGAAGAUGAUGAUGGGCAGGGAGUGCGGAGCGAGUUUGAUUUGUCUGGAGAGGGG